CUUGUUAUCGAUAGUUUUCAUUUUCUUUUUAAUUAGUUUGUCAGAAAAUCAGCUGUUUUUGACUUUGUAUCGUUUGCUGAGGUAACGAUGGCGAAGUAUUUGGGCCUCGACCGACUCGCUAAAAUUUUUCAAAUUAUCCGCCAAGCAGGUGGGAUAAAAAAGGCUUAUAUGAAGCUGUACAGAUACGAUGAUCUUAAAAUUGGAACACUGGUGGGCACAGACAAGUAUGGUAAUAGGUAUUAUGAAAAUCCUUAUUACUUUUAUGGCCGCAACCGCUGGGUGGAAUAUGCGGAUCAUUUAAAUUUGGAUUAUGAUGGCUCACAAAUACCUGCCGAUUGGUAUGGUUGGAUGCAUUACAAGACCGAUUUACCGCCAAUUCGUGAUGGUAGCCGCCCCAAGUACAAGUGGAUGGCUGAUCACAGUGAAAACCUGUCUGGCACCAAAGAGCAAUAUAUGCCAUACUCAACAACGCCGCCCAAAAUCGAGGCUUGGGAUCCAAAAAAAUUGAAAUAAGUAACCUUUUGAAUAAAACUGUACAAUAAAUAAAUGAUCGUUAAAUAAAUAGUAAAUAAC
Rhagoletis zephyria (snowberry fruit fly) is the source of this 573-nucleotide messenger RNA. RefSeq names its product NADH dehydrogenase (ubiquinone) B17.2 subunit (gene ND-B17.2). Gene Ontology annotation, biological process: response to oxidative stress. Gene Ontology annotation, cellular component: respiratory chain complex I; membrane. NCBI's taxonomy places the organism in Eukaryota, Metazoa, Arthropoda, Insecta, Diptera, Tephritidae. The record is from RefSeq and is a predicted model, not a curated record.